Molecule: messenger RNA, 1275 nt
Organism: Ruditapes philippinarum (Manila clam)
Lineage: Eukaryota; Metazoa; Mollusca; Bivalvia; Venerida; Veneridae
Exons: 6
Coding region: 223-1254 (343 amino acids)
Source: RefSeq, a predicted model, not a curated record
AUAUAUAUCCAUUGUCUCAGAUUAAAUCAAUACGGAUGUCACGUUCGCUUAUAUAAAACAAUUAAGAUUUCAUAUGAUUAGAACGUUAACAAUUGCACAAGUGACUACUAAAGUAAAAUAAACAAAAGUUUUAGGCUACAAAGUAAAUUUGGUGACACCAUCGUGAUAAACAUGUUUUUGUGAAUAGUUUUAAACUAUAUCGUUUGUUAAGAUUACGUCAAGAUGAAAAUGCUUAACGUUAUACUGUUAACUAUUGCAUCGGUGCAGAUGGGUUUGGUAGCCAAUGAUCACGUGACAGCCGAACCAUGUGACGUCAGAGCGGUCGCAGCACGUAAACAUUACGCAAUGUACGUUUGGACUACAGGUUUCGAUCAUAACGUUCCCGGCUGUGACAAAGCCAAGUUCUUAGAAUGGAAUACGAAAGGUCCAUGCUUCACCCAUGUUUGGAACACGAAAGCAAAACGUGACUGGUUGUGGGCCACAUGUAACCUGCACGGAAGGGAGGUGGAUACCAUAUUUGUAAGUGACGUACAUCAUAAUCUGAAAAAAGCAUACGACACUGGGGAUUGCACUUCAGCGGCGAUAGCUACCGUUAAGGACAUGCUAGUAGAGGGUCAUACAAAGGUGUCAAAUCUCAAGAUAUACGGACUGUAUGCUGUAAGUGACAUCGCUGUCUCGGAAAAGGAUUUAGUCAAAUAUAUUGUACAUUACAACGAUGUAUGCGCAACAUCAGAUAUUGAACGAUUUGACGGCAUUGCAACAAAUAACGAAGCUUACGCAACAAUAAAAUGUGGAAAUAUGAACGAGAGACUCAAGUACUUGAACAAUCUUCAAGCUAUUGUGACGGAAGCGAGGAAACAGAAGCAUGGGGUACUACUGACACAUUAUUCAGUCAGCUGGCACUGGGGAAUCUGUCAUGGCGUCGUCAGUAAUAUGACGUGGAAUGGUAAAACUUCUGACGUCACGCAUCACAUGAUUGAUAUAUUCGACAGCAUUGACGUUCAGGUAGGGUAUAUUAUUCUACCAGCAAUUUACGAUUCACCAUGCCAAAUAACUUUCUUCCCAGAUGAUUCUUGUCGUAUUAAGGGCCACAACGAAACAGCUAUGUUUUCAAUAUUUGACGGGUUUCCUGCCAAUGGUAUAAGCUAUGCCCGUCCAUGUAUACAUUAUUUCAGGGGCAUUUACUCUACAGGUGGAUAUCCAGGCUGGCCAGUACAUGAUGGCUCUGAUCAUUCACCAAUUGUUGGAAAAUAGACACUUGUGUAGUUAUUACAG